This is a messenger RNA of Lotus japonicus, 2294 nucleotides long. RefSeq lists its product as uncharacterized. Lineage: Eukaryota; Viridiplantae; Streptophyta; Magnoliopsida; Fabales; Fabaceae. The record is from RefSeq and is a predicted model, not a curated record. Bases 806 to 1654 code for a protein of 282 amino acids. The transcript is spliced from 9 exons.
UCCACAAUGAUUAGCAUCAAAUGCUUAUUGGGAUUCCCACUUUUUGCUGAAUUCCAAGAUCCACAACCAUCCAUUAUUAUCUCUCUAUUUUCCUUUAUGCUGCUUCCUCAUUGGUGGAAGUAGAAGCCAUCUCUUGUCUCUCUCUCUGGUGAAUGUGUGUGUGUGUGUCACCAAAGCAAAGCAGUGUACCCCGCAACCCAGAAAGUAGUAGCAAGUGCCAAAUGGUAGUGCAGUAAAUAGCAUUCUAGUGUAUUGAAAGUGUAGUUAGUGAGAACCAAAAAGCACCACCACCAUCAACACCGUCCAACACCAACGUUUCUGUUUCUGCUGAAAAGGACCAUUAUUGUCUCCUUUCAACAUGAACCUUUCUCCUUUCUUCUAGACACUCAAUUGGGGUUUCAGGGUUUCAGGUUUCUUCGCCUUUGUGGUUUUCUCUGUAUUUCUUUUCUGGGUUUUCCACUUUUCAGCUAAACUCUUGAUUUUUCAGGGUUUUUCAUCCUAGGGUUUCUGCUUUUUCAUAUGGGGUAUCACUAAAUUCCCUUAAUCAGCUAUAGUCUUGAUUUUUGAGGGUUUUUCAUUGUGGGUUUCUGAUUUUUCAUCUGGGGUAUCACCAAAUUCCCUUAAUCAGCUAUGGUUCCUUGAUAGAGGGUAUUUCGGUUCUUGGAUUGAUACCCUGAACCUGUGAAUUGGUGUGGAUUUUUGGUUAUUGGUAACUUUCUUUGUGUGAAGAUGGUUGUUGGUAUAGCUUGUGGGUUAUAGUGAUUUGGGGGAAUCUUUAGAUACAACUAGGAACAAAGGGAUAAGGAUGGCAGCAGAGUCAAACGCAGGGUUUCAUCAUCAGGAUAUAGAUUCUACUUGGAACCGUCAUGCAAUAUCAUUUCAGCCUGGUGCUAUUAAUAGCUUGUCCGAGAUGGUUCCGAUGGGUAACUAUUUUGGGUUAAGUAGUAGUUCUUCUGGGAUGAUGAUGUAUCCUGGGAAUUCAAACAUGGUUAACAGCAAUCCUGUGAUGAGUCAAGUUGGUAAUUCGCCUGGUUCUUCUCUUAUGCUUGAUUCAGCCCCGGGGCUGAAGCAUGACACUGGUUUGGCUGUUGAGUGGUCUGUUGAUGAACAAUACAAAUUGAAGGAGGGUCUUGCCAACUAUGCUGAUGAGCCAAGUAUCAUGAGGUACAUAAAAAUUGCUGCCUCAUUGCCUGAUAAAACUGUUCGUGAUGUUGCUUUGAGGUGUAGGUGGUUGACAAGGAAGCGAAGGAAACAAGAAGAAUACAGUAUGGGAAAGAAGGUCUAUAACAGAAAGGAUAAGCCGUUGGAGUCAGCAUCAAAGACAAAUUUGCAUUCAGCUGUGCCCCCGAGCAUGGGUCCGUAUUCUCACAUGUCUCACCAUUUUGACCGUGGUCACCAGAUACCAUACGAUGGAAUUUGCGGUCCCAUGAAGCAACUCAUGGAGCAGAAUGCUCAAGCUUUUAGACAAAUCAGUACCAAUUUAUCUACUUACAAGUUCCAGGAUAACAUUGACCUCUUCUGCCGCACAAAGCACAACCUCAAUACCAUUCUAAAUGACAUGAGAAGGGUGCCUGGGAUUAUGAGUCAAAUGCCGCCACUUCCUGUUACCAUUGACGAGGAUCUUGCAAGUAGUAUUUUGCCUAAUAGAACUUAGUGAGGCAUAGUGCUGACUCCAUCAACAUUGCUUCAAAAAUCAAAUGCAUCAGUGGAGAGGUUUGCAUUUAUAUGGGGAAUUCAUUGCUGCAACUGUUUUGGUGCCACAUGCAAUUGAAGAGCCAGGGAGUAACUGACAAGUACACAUAUGAGGAGUUUCCGGAGUUUCUAAUCCAGCUUUGAUCUUACUACUCCCUGGUUUAUUCGUUGUAUUUGAUUGAAGGAAAAAUUUGAACUCCUGUUGUAUAACUAAGACCAUCUUCCUUACAAAAAAAAAAUUGAAAAUAUGAGAGCAAUUAAUAUAACAAUGGUUUGAGUUGAAUUCACCAUUAUUGAUUUCAGGGUGUUGGUGUUUCUACCAUGCCAGAGAAACUUUGUAGAUCUAUGUUGCUAGCUUGCCAUGGACAAAAUUUAAGUAAUGAUUGUGUGUUUAACUCCUGAUAGCUGUUAUGUAAUUUGUAAAGGGAAAUCAUUAUGUACAUAUUAUGUUGAUUGUUUAUGAGAGAAUCAAGUUAUGUCAGGUUGUAGUAAGACAAGCCACCAUGCAGCAAACAGCUUCUACUUUUUUUAAUCAUAGUGUGUUUGGAUACUGAUUCAAUGCAACGUGAACCUUCAUUGUAAUUCAUUAGAAGAGUUGUGUU